AUGGCACAGCAACGCCAGCAUUGCUCCGGCGGCGGCGCGUGGACGAGCAUCGGCGCUGUCGCGCUGGCUCGGCGUCUUGUGCGCCGCGGCGCCGCGGCCCAGUUCAUCCCCGAACUCGCCGACUUCUCCGAGAACGGCUUCGGGCACAGCCUCGCGCUCCGUGUCUUUCCAGACUGGAGCAAGCCCGUCGUCGCCGCGCUCCUGCCCACGGGACGGCGCCACCUGAUGGACGGCGCGGCGAACGAGGGCGACGACGACGCCACCACGGUGCAGCGCCUCAUGGUAACGUACCUGGGCGCCCGGGCCCGCGGUCGUCGGGGCCCGUUGCGGCAGGAAGCCAUCCGCGUCCUGCGCAGCGGAGCGUGGAGCAGACAGGCGCUGGCCGACAUGAAGAAGCUGGACAGUUUUAUGCGCGAGUCGCAGCGUCUCAACCCCCCCACGCAUCUCACCUUCAACGCCAUUGUUCAAGAACCCGUGACGCUGCAAGAUGGCGUCGUCCUCCCAGAGGGCGCGCACAUCCAAAUGGCGGCCUACUCCCUCGGCGUCGACCCCGAGCGGGUGCAGGACCCCGAGCUGUUGGACGGCCCGCGGCAGUACAACAACAGGAAGACGCCAGGUCAAGAGAACUGGCAUCGCAAGUGGCACUGUAAUCAUUUGAAUUUCGGCCACAGCAGGAUUGUCUGCCCUGGGAGAUUCUUUGCUGAUCACGCCAUCAAGAUGAUUAUUGCCAAUGUCCUCCUCCGGUGUCACUUGCGCUUCCCUGGAGGGAAAACAGAGCGGCCGGCGAGUUUGAACUUAUACGAUGUCGUCAUUCCGAACUUGAAUACCUGUGUUGAGUUUAAACUGAGAACCGAUGCGUCUGACUAUAAUUAA
This is a messenger RNA of Cordyceps militaris CM01, 873 nucleotides long. Its product is annotated as cytochrome P450 monooxygenase, putative. The transcript is spliced from 5 exons. The record is from RefSeq and is a predicted model, not a curated record. Gene Ontology annotation, molecular function: heme binding; oxidoreductase activity, acting on paired donors, with incorporation or reduction of molecular oxygen; monooxygenase activity. Lineage: Eukaryota; Fungi; Ascomycota; Sordariomycetes; Hypocreales; Cordycipitaceae. Bases 1 to 873 code for a protein of 290 amino acids.